AUGUCAGAAAUUAAUAGUUAUAAUUUGCAACCCUUAAAAGAGGACCAAAGACCGCAAAUGACAGAAGCUUCCAACCCCGAUACUAACAGUACUGUAGAUACAGUUUAUACGACCGAACAGAACAACGAAAAUAUAGAAUUAAUCACAUUGGCCGAUGAAGAAAAAAGUAAUACUAUCAGUGACAACAAAAUUAAGAAGAGACGUAAAUUGGAUUUUAGAGGUAGAAAAGGCAAAAGAGAUUCAGUUGGAUUAUUCGUACGAGACACGCCAGAUGGUACAAACGCAUUACAUGCAGAUGCUGUUGAUUCAAAUGAUGAGAUUGAAUUUGUGGGAGAGGUUUUCGUUCACGAAACCAACAAAACUAAUUGUGAUGGUAAUGACAACAUUAUUAAUGGUGAAAUACCUUAUGUUGAUUUAGAGGAUCCAGGCGUUCAAGUAACACAAGAUACCCAUGCUGGCACUACUACUGUUCCUAUUGAUACGGAUACUACAACAGAUUCUAUCAACAAUGCUUCCAGUAAUGACAUAGAAGUUUUGGAAGUUGGCGAAACCCAGUUAGAGACCCGGUCAGAAACUAAUACUAGGCAAGAUGCUAAUACUAGGCAAGAUGCUAAUGACAUUCACCACUUCACAAUACAUUUACCUGGUGGAAGAAACAUGCAUGUUUAUGAUCCAACUUAUCAAGGAAUAGAUAGAGCGUCAUUUGAAAGUCAACUUUUGUUUGAUUAUCAAGGGGAUGGGAUCCCCGCUACUAUUACCCCUACUGGUAAUAAUAGUAAUCGAGACCCUGCAUAUUUGGAAUUUCGGAGGCGAAGAAGGUUUGAUAGGCAAAGACAAAGAAACAUAAGUAACAUGAAUCAUGUUGCAUUAAGAGCCACUGCAAGUGUAUAUAAUCCAAUUGCUGUUGAUAACGGUAUUGGUACUAUAUCCAUUACAAACGGUACUGAUGGUGAUCAUGAUGAUCAUGAUGAUGUGCAAGUCACAAGUGCAAGACAUAUUCUUGCGGAAACACAAUCUGUUUCUACAGAAAAUUUGCCUUUAGAUGUUCGUAGGAUGCGUUCGGAAUUAGAGACCAGGAGGAGAAUGGAACACAUGCAAGAAAGACAAAGGAGACAGGAACAGUCAACUAUGAGUGUAAUAGAAGAUACUGAAACCACACGUGAAUUUAAUGAACUCAAAAUUAUGUUGGAAAGAUACCCUGAGGGCUUGAGAGCUUUAUUCGAAACAUGCGAAAGUUUGAAUAUGUUUACAAAUAAAAUGAAGGACUAUAUACCCGCAGCUGCUACUGGUACUAUAAGUAAAUUACAAAAUCUAUAUAUUCGAUAUAGAAGUUUCAAAGGAAGGUUUAGAAUCACUGCCUAUCAGCGAGAACAAGAACGUGGAAAUAACAGCAUUAAUGGGCGUGGUGGCAUAGUGAGAAGAAAUGCUGGAAGAGGCAGAAAUGGCGCGCAAACUAAUGUUACAAGUGGCGCUAUUGGCUAUGAUGAAGACAGUAUGGAAUACGGUAUGUUAUAUAGGAUGCGUAUGAAUAUGACCAGAUUAUUAUUUGGCCGAGAUGUGUUGCCACCCUUUAGAAUGUUUUCCAGUUCGAGUGGUGAAGGGAUGGGCAGUCGUUCCCUAAACAACGAACGUGGUGGUGGUGGUGAUGGUGGUGAUGAUGAUGAUGAUGAUAAUGAAAGUGAUGGUUAUGGAUUUAGAAGAAGUGAAGGCGGCUUUUUUGGUGGGCGCAGUGAAGAAGAAGAGACUCAAAAUAUUAUUAAUAUGAUUCAGAGGCGCGAAGAGAGAGAAAGAGAUCAUCAAAGAAGUAGAUUUGAAAAUGCUACUAAACAUUUUAAAGAACAAAUAUUAAAAAAAGCACGAGAAGUACCUAUUGGAUAUAGUUGUUCUUUUGAUACAAAACCACAGCUGGUUGCAGAAAAAGUUAUACCUAACACUAAGUGUGAUAAUGGUGAUGCUACUGCGCAGGGAUUUAGUGUUGAAAAAGUAUUAGUUAUAGAUGAAGACUCGGUAUCGAACAAUUUAGUGGAAGUGCCGAUUUGUGUUUUGUGUGGGGCUGAAUUUGGUAAAGGUAUACCGGAUGAUUUUAAGGGUAAAAGAUUAACAGAUGUUAGUUUUGAACACUUGGUAGAUGAGUAUGAAGUGCCGUGCCCUUACCAAACGUUAAGUAAGCCAACACAAAUUGAUAGGGUCACUUCUAGAAGAUGUUUUGUUGCAACGUGUGGGCAUACAUAUUGUGGAAGAUGUGUUUUGAGGAUACAGCAUGCCAAGAAUUUAAGUGCUUCCAAGAAGAGAUCUAUGCAUAGAUUUAAGGGGCCCUCUAAUCCAAAUAUUUACGGACCUAAAAGGUGUGUUGCUGAAAACUGUAAAAUUCAUUUACAUAAAAAGGGUGUAUUUCAGGAAAUGUUUCUAUAG
This is a messenger RNA of Saccharomycodes ludwigii, 2412 nucleotides long. It is a transcript of the gene SLX5, whose product is annotated as SUMO-targeted ubiquitin ligase complex subunit SLX5. Gene Ontology annotation, cellular component: SUMO-targeted ubiquitin ligase complex. The coding region runs from base 1 to 2412 and encodes 803 amino acids. The record is from RefSeq and is a predicted model, not a curated record. Lineage: Eukaryota; Fungi; Ascomycota; Saccharomycetes; Saccharomycodales; Saccharomycodaceae. Gene Ontology annotation, molecular function: ubiquitin-protein transferase activity. The transcript has a single exon.